AUGCCCGAUAUCCCCAAGUAUGAUGGGACAACAGACCCACAGAAGCAUGUGACUUUGUAUACUUGCACUAUAAAAGGUAAUGAUGUGGAAGAAGAUGAAAUCGAAUCAGUGUUGUUGAAAAAGUUCGGUGAAACAUUGUCUAAAAAAGCACUGACUUGGUACGAUCAUCUGCCCGAGCAUUCCAUCACUUCUUUUGAGAUGCUCGCAGAUGCAUUUAUCAAAGUCCAUGCUGGUGCCAAAAAGAAUUCUGAUAAAUCAAGGAGGAAUUUCGAACCGGAGAUAAGGUCAUCAAAGGACAGGUAUCGACUGUAUGCUCAACCGGAGAGAUCCAGCUUUAGGUCGAACAAGGGAAGAAACGGCCCUAGCCAUCCUUCAAGCAGAGGUGAUAGGCGAAAUGAUCGUGGAUCAACCAGUCGUGGCUUGCUGUUUAGAGGUGACACCAGUGGGUCGGCCAACAAUGGGGACAUUCCGAGGUUAUCAGAGUACAACUUCAACAUCAACGCGACAGAUCUUGUCUUAGAUAUUGGCCAUAUCAAAGAUGCCAGGUGGCCGAGACCAUUAAGAUCUGAUCCAUCUCAAAGGGAUCCAAGUGUGAUAUGUGAGUAUCAUGGGACUCAUGGCCAUAGAACCAAAGACUGUCGCCAAUUGAGAGAAGAGGUGGCUCGAUUGUUAAAAAACGGUCACCUUCGUGAAUUCUUGAGUGAGCGGGCCAAAGGACACUAUAAAGAUAGGGAAAAUCACAAACAGGUCGAGCCUAUGGAGCCACAACAUGUGAUCAAUAUGAUAAUCGGAGGAACAGACAGGCCACGAGGACCGGUGAUGAAGAGGACAAAGGUUUCAAUUGUUCGAGAGAAGCGGACCGGAGAUUAUGUGCCCGAGGGAUCUAUUUCCUUCAACGAUGAGGAUGAAGAAGGUAGUUCGGCCAACAUUAUCCAAUGGAGAGUAGUAGAACAACUGGGGCUAUUGGACCAAAUUGUUCCGGUAGCUCGAGUUCUCAGCGGAUUCAAUAUGGCAAGUGAAACUACUAAGGGAGAGAUCUUCUUGCCGGUCAACAUCGACGGAACUAUUUAG
Molecule: messenger RNA, 1071 nt
Organism: Lycium ferocissimum
Lineage: Eukaryota; Viridiplantae; Streptophyta; Magnoliopsida; Solanales; Solanaceae
Exons: 3
Coding region: 1-1071 (356 amino acids)
Source: RefSeq, a predicted model, not a curated record